Molecule: messenger RNA, 4227 nt
Organism: Acanthosepion pharaonis
Lineage: Eukaryota; Metazoa; Mollusca; Cephalopoda; Sepiida; Sepiidae
Source: the annotation of a GenBank genome assembly
AUGGUUUUCCUUUAUUCAAUUUCAAAAAUAGUUCUUUCUUUUGUUUUUUACUUUCUUCUUUUACUUAUUUUUUUAACUUGUUUUACUUGUUUCAUUCUUUUUUGUUUUUGCAAAUUCUGUCUUUUUUUUCCCCUCUUUGCCAUCUGCCUCUUUUUUUUCCCCUUCUUUGCCAUCUGCCUCUUUUUUUUCCCCUUCUUUGCCAUCUGCCUCUUUUUUUUCCCCUUCUUUGCCAUCUGCCUCUUUUUUUUCCCCUUCUUUGCCAUCUGCCUCUUUUUUUUCCCUUCUUUGCCAUCUGCCUUUUUUUUUUUUCCUUCUUUGCCAUCUGCCUCUUUUUUUUCCCUUCUUUGCCAUCUGCCUCUUUUUUUUUCUUUGCCAUCUGCCUCUUUUUUUUCCUUCUUUGCCAUCUGCCUCUUUUUUUCCCCUUCUUUGCCAUCUGCCUCUUUUUUUUCCCCUUCUUUGCCAUCUGCCUUUUUUUUUUUCUUCUUUGCCAUCUGCCUCUUUUUUUUCCCCUUCUUUGCCAUCUGCCUCUUUUUUUUCCCUUCUUUGCCAUCUGCCUCUUUUUUUUUGCUUCUUUGCCUUGACUUCUGCCUCUUUUUUUCUUACUUCUUAACCUUCUGCCUCUUUUUUUACUCAUUUUCUUUCCAUCUUUUUUUUCCUUCUUUUCCUUCUGCCUCUUUUUUUUCUUGUUCUCUUUUUUAUUGUUUUCUUUCUGUCUCUUUUCCUACUUUUUUUUCUUUUUUUAAACAAGUUUUACUUCUUUCAUUCUUUUUUAUUCUUUUCCAUUCUUCUGCUCUUUUAGUCUUUUCUUCCUUUUCCCAUUCUCGCUCCUCUUUCCCAAUCUUUCAGACAUUUCCACUUUUCAUCUUUUUUCAGUCUUUUCUCCCUCUUUUCCACUGUUUCAGUCUCUUCCACCCUUUUUCAGUCUUUUCCCCCUCUUUUCCACUGUUUCAGUCCCUUUCUUUCUUCCACCCUUUUUCAGUCUUUUCCCCCUCUUUUCCACUGUUUCAGUCUCUUUCUUUCUUCCACCCUUUUUCAGUCUUUUCCCCCUCUCUUCCACUGUUUCAGUCUCUUUCUUUCUUCCACCUUUUUCAGUCUUUUCCCCUUUUUCCACUGUUUCAGUCUCUUCCUUUCUUCCACCCUUUUUCCGUCUUUUCCCCUCUUUUCCACUGUUUCAGUCCUUUCUUUCUUCCACCCUUUUCAGUCUUUCCCCCUCUAUUCCACUGUUUCAGUCUCUUCCUUUCUUCCACCCUUUUUCAGUCUUUUUCCCCCUCUUUUCCACUGUUUCAGUCCCUUUCUUUCUUCCCCCUUUUUCAAUCUUUUCCCCUCUAUUCCACUGUUUCAGUCUCUUCCUUUUCUUCACCCUUUUUCCGUCUUUUCCCCUCUUUCCACUGUUUCAGUCCCUUUCUUUCUUCCACCCAAUUUUUUUUCCACUCAUUUCAAUCUCUUCAUUCCCCCUUUUUUCCGUUUCCAAUGUUUCAGUCCCUUUCUUUCUUCCACUUUUUUCAAUCUUUUUCCCCUCUUUUCCACUGUUUCAGUCCCUUCCUUUCUUCCACCCUUUUUUUUCCACUGUUUCAGUCCUUUCUUUCCCACCUUUUUCAGUCUUUUUCCCCUUUUUCCACUGUUUCAGUCUCUUUCUUUCUUCCACCCUUUUUCCGUCUUUUCCCCCCUUUUCCACUGUUUCAAUCUCUUCCUUUCUUCCACCCUUUUUUCAGUCUUUUCCCCCUCUUUCCACUGUUUCAGUCUCUUCCUUUCUUCCACCCUUUUUCAGUCUUAACCCCUCUUUUCCACUGUUUCAGUCUCUUCCUUUCUUCCACCCUUUUUUCAGUCUUUUCCCCUUUUCCACUGUUUCAGUCUCUUUCUUUCUUCCACCCUUUUCCGUCUUUUUCCCCUUUUUCCACUGUUUCAGUCUCUUUCUUUCUUCCACCCUUUUCCGGUUUUUCGGUCUUUUCCACUGUUUCAGUCUCUUUUCUUUCUUCCACCCUUUUCCGUCUUUUCCCCUCUUUUUCCACUGUUUCAGUCCCUUUCUUUCUUCCACCCUUUUUUCAAUCUUUUCCCCCUCUUUUCCACUGUUUCAGUCCCUUUCUUUCUUCCACCUUUUCCAAUCUUUUUCCCUCUAUUCCACUGUUUCCUCUUCCUUUCUUCCCCUUUUCCUUUUUCCCCUCUUUUCCACUGUUUCAGUCCCUUUCUUUCUUCCACCCUUUUUCAAUCUUUCCCCCUCUUUUCCACUGUUUCAGUCUCUUCCUUUCUUCCACCCUUUUUCCGUCUUUUCCCCCUCUUUUCCACUGUUUCAGUCCCUUUCUUUCUUCCACCCUUUUUCAAUCUUUCCCCCUCUUUUCCACUGUUUCAGUCUCUUCCUUUCUUCCACUGUUUCAGUCCCUUUCUUUCUUCCACCCUUUUUCCGUCUUUUCCCCCUCUUUUCCACUGUUUCAGUCUCUUUCUUUCUUCCACCCUUUUUCAGUCUUUCCCCCCUCUCUUCCACUGUUUCAGUCUCUUUCUUUCUUCCACCCUUUUUCCGUCUUUUUUCCCCUCUUUUCCACUGUUUCAGUCUCUUUCUUUCUUCCACCCUAUUUCCGUCUUUUCCCCCUCUUUUCCACUGUUUCAGUCUCUUUCUUUCUUCCACCCUUUUUCAGUCUUUUCCCCCUCUCUUCCACUGAUUCAGUCUCUUCCUUUCUUCCACCCCUUUCAGUCUUUCCCCCUCUUUUCCACUGUUUCAGUCCCUUUCUUUCUUCCACCCUUUUUCAAUCUUUCCCCCUCUUUUCCACUGUUUCAGUCUCUUCCUUUCUUCCACCCUUUUUUCCGUCUUUUCCCCUCUUUUCCACUGUUUCAGUCCCUUUCUUUCUUCCACCCUUUUUCAAUCUUUCCCCCUCUUUUCCACUGUUUCAGUCUCUUCCUUUCUUCCACCCUUUUUCCGUCUUUUCCCCCUCUUUUCCACUGUUUCAGUCCCUUUCUUUCUUCCACCCUUUUUCAAUCUUUCCCCCUCUAUUCCACUGUUUCAGUCUCUUCCUUUCUUCCACCCUUUUUCCUUUUUUUCCCCCUCUUUUCCACUGUUUCAGUCCCUUUCUUUCUUCCACCCUUUUUCAAUCUUUCCCCCUCUUUUCCACUGUUUCAGUCUCUUCCUUUCUUCAACCCUUUUUCCGUCUUUCCCCCUCUUUUCCACUGUUUCAGUCCCUUUCUUUUCUUCCACCCUUUUUCAAUCUUUCCCCUCUUUUCCACUGUUUCAGUCUCUUCCUUUCUUCCACUGUUUCAGUCCCUUUCUUUCUUCCACCCUUUUUUCCGUCUUUUUCCCCCUUUUCCACUGUUUCAGUCUCUUUCUUUCUUCCACCCUUUUUCAGUCUUUCCCCCCUCUCUUCCACUGUUUCAGUCUCUUUCUUUCUUCCACCCUUUUUCCGUCUUUUCCCCCUCUUUUCCACUGUUUCAGUCUCUUUCUUUCUUCCACCCUAUUUCCGUCUUUUCCCCCUCUUUUCCACUGUUUCAGUCUCUUUCUUUCUUCCACCCUUUUUCAGUCUUUUCCCCCUCUCUUCCACUGAUUCAGUCUCUUCCUUUCUUCCACCCCUUUUCAGUCUUUCCCCCUCUUUUCCACUGUUUCAGUCUCUUCCUUUCUUCCACCCUUUUUCAGUCUUUUCCCCCUCCUUUCCACUGUUUCAGUCUCUUUCUUUCUUCCACCCUUUUUCCGUCUUUUCCCCCUCUUUUCCACUGUUUCAGUCUCUUCCUUUCUUCCACCCCCUUUCAGUCUUUCCCCCUCUUUUCCACUGUUUCAGUCUCUUCCUUUCUUCCACCCUUUUUCCGUCUUUUCCCCCUCCUUUCCACUGUUUCAGUCUCUUUCUUUCUUCCACCCUUUUUCCGUCUUUUCCCCCUCUUUUCCACUGUUUCAGUCUCUUUCUUUCUUCCACCCUUUUUCAGUCUUUUCCCCCUCUAUUCCAGUGUUUCAGUCUCUUCCUUUCUUCCACCCUUUUUCAUCUUUUCCCCUUCUUUCCAACCAUUCCUCCCUUUUUUAAUCUCCCCCAACUCUUGAUCAAUUCUUUUUAUUUAACUUAUUUUAUUUUUUACACAUUUCUCCUCUUCUUCAUUCAUAUUUCUUUUAGUUUUUUGUCGACUUCUUUAUUGUUUAUUCUUUUUCACCACUGCUCUUUGUUACCUGUACUCUUUCAUCACUCUCUCUCUCAUUCCUCCCUCUCUUUCCACUCUUCAAACUCUUUUAUUCUCUCUCUCCCCUCUAUUUCACUCUAA